AUGUGGUCCUCUCACAAACCCAAACUCAGUGGACUUCGACAUUCUGUCAAAUCUAAAAUGGGUACUCCAUCCUCAUUACCCACAAACCCUAACCCCAACCCCAGUCCGCCAUUACCUCAGUCCCCACCACCACAAACGCCGCCAUUACCACAAUCACCACCACCUCAGUCACCGCCCCCGCCUCCAAGUCAAAUACCACCUCUCAUUCCGCCGACUCCCCUCUCGCCGCAAUCCGAGCCGCCAAAUGAAACACCAAUUACCGACACCCAUUCCCCAGAACCAACGCCAGAACCUGUGCCUACUCGAACAAAAACAAAAGGCAAAACAAAAAGAGCCGCAGAUACUAUAGAGGAGGUAAUUUCUCCAUUACCUUGGGCUUUUAGGGAUAUGGAUAUGAAAAAGGCAUAUGAGAAAUUACUUUCUAAAAAUAUUUUGGCAAACAAGUAUAUGGAUGAGCAGAUUUUGAACGAAUUAGGCAUUUAUGAUUCUGUCUUUGCCUAUUUGGAUGUUGUUAGCUGGAUUGAUUUUGCUAAAAUUAGGGAACCAGUGUACAAGGAUCUAACCCUCGAAUUUUUGAGUUCCCUAAAGUUGAGUUUCAAACCAACAGUGCCUGAACAUAAAGAUAUGAUAUAUUUUCGAUGUGCUGGAAUUGAUAGGGAGUUAGACAUGGGUGCUUUGAAUGCCAUUUUUGGUUUUCAGGAUUCGGGGUAUAAAAACAUUGAGUGGCAAAGAAACUGUUUAUGA
Hevea brasiliensis (rubber tree) is the source of this 744-nucleotide messenger RNA. RefSeq lists its product as uncharacterized. Lineage: Eukaryota; Viridiplantae; Streptophyta; Magnoliopsida; Malpighiales; Euphorbiaceae. Bases 1 to 744 code for a protein of 247 amino acids. The record is from RefSeq and is a predicted model, not a curated record. The transcript is spliced from 2 exons.